GUUAAGCAGUUAAUAUAUUAUGUACAUGGUACUAUUCUAUAGAUAUUGGUACAUAGUUAUUUUAGAAUUUAAAAAAUGACCAACAAAAAUUUAGUUUUAACUACUACAAAUUUACCAAUGUAUUCCAUUCAAACAUUUUUUAAAAGUUACAUAAUUGUAGCUGGUGGAGGUGGUUCUAGUAAAACAGGAAUUACUAAUGGAUUUGAAAUUUAUAAAAUAAGUAAAUCUGGUAAAUCUGUUACCAUGACAAAAGUUAUUAAUCAAGAUAGUGGUCCACAUGUCAUUAUGAACAGUUACACAUUCACUCAUGGUAACAGUGUAUAUAUUGCUGCCAAUGAAAAUGAAAAAUGCCGCCAAUAUCUAGCUCAAGUAAUUAUAGAACCAACAUUUAAUAAUGGAAAAGCUUCUAAAGAGCUAAAAUUUAAAAUUAGUACUGAAUCUUCUUUAGUAACUGAUUUUCAUGAUGAAGAAUCAUUACAAAGAAUAGUUAAAGUCAAUUUAACAGGAAAUUUGAUGGUUACGGGUGGUGCUGAUGGUUGUAUUCGUCUUUGGGAAUUUCCAUUAAAAGAAACAAGUGAUAUGAAACCUUUAAAAGAGUACAAAGGUCAUACAAAAGAAAUAGAUGAUAUUGAUAUAAGUGCUAAUAGUAUGUUCAUAGUGAGUGUUGCAAAAGAUGGAAAUGCAUUCCAUUGGAAUACAAGCAAUAAUGCAAAAACUAGUCUUGUUCACCCAAAUAAUAUAAAGCAAACAUUUAAAAGGUGUAAAUUUGGAAUUAUAAAUAAGCAAUUGUUUAACAUUUAUACUAUAGCUAAUAGAGCUAAUCAAAAAUCAUAUCUCCAAAGAUGGUCUAAUGAAAAUAAACUUCUUUAUGAAUUUCAAUAUUCUGAACCAACAUCAGCUCUAGCAGUGCGUGAAGAUGGAUUUUACAUUGCAGUAGGUACAAUGUUUUCAGGUACAGUGAGCAUCCAUGAAGCACAUAACCUAAAGUUGAUUUAUAAUGUAAAACAAGCACAUGCUAUGUUUGUUACCGGAUUAGAAUUUUUAAGCAAGGACUUAAUGCCAGAAAUGAAUGCAUCAGUAUUGUCAAUUUCUGUAGACAAUCGUAUUUGUUUGCAUAAUGUGCCAAUUAAACCAUUAAAACCCUUUUGGAAAAUGUUACUAAUAAUGCAUUUUAUAUUGCUUGUAAUUUAUAUAAUUAUAUUUAACUUAGGCAUAAAUUAAAAUAUGUUUAUUUAUAUGUAUAUUUUUUCUUAAUGUAAUUAUUUUUUUUAUAAUUGAUAUAUGUCAGAUAAAGUAAGUAUUUUUGGUAUCA
Messenger RNA from Daktulosphaira vitifoliae (grape phylloxera), 1312 nucleotides. RefSeq names its product prolactin regulatory element-binding protein. Gene Ontology annotation, molecular function: protein binding; GTPase activator activity; guanyl-nucleotide exchange factor activity. NCBI's taxonomy places the organism in Eukaryota, Metazoa, Arthropoda, Insecta, Hemiptera, Phylloxeridae. Gene Ontology annotation, biological process: protein secretion. Bases 76 to 1221 code for a protein of 381 amino acids. The record is from RefSeq and is a predicted model, not a curated record. The transcript has a single exon. Gene Ontology annotation, cellular component: endoplasmic reticulum membrane.